CGAGUCACGUGACCGGCGGGGGGAGGGUUUAAAGAUGACUGGAAGCCAUCUUGGCCGUUCGCUGUAGAGCCCCAAAAUAUCACACAGGCCUAACUCUUAACACUUCGGAAACAAUAAAUAGCGAGUGGCGUGGAAUUUCAGCUCUAUUUGGUUGAAAACUUUGAGUCAUCGAUUAUGAAAAUUGAGAGAAAGAAGAGUGGAUGCAAAGAAAUAAAAUAACUAGAUGUCUGGCUGCUUAGCCUCUCUCUGGUUUGUGAGACUAUAAUUUUGAGAAACUGGGAUAUUUCUCAAGAGACUUUCAGUUAAUUUCCUACUUUCAGAAUUUGUGGAUAAUUACUUGGGUGAUUUUUUGCAUUGAGAUGUUUUACAAAAGACAUAUAUUCUUGAGGAACAAGUUGUGAAAUAUAACUGCUUGAACUUUGGUUUGGACUGUGGUAAGGACAUCUUAAAUUCAGCGAAAGCUUAUACGUCCCAGUUUCUUCAGUCACUUUUUUUUGGAAGAAAGAUUUAAACAGACAUGAGUACAGCCAGAACAGAGAACCCAGUUAUUCUGGGCUUGACGAACCAAAAUGGCCAGAAGAGAGGCUCUGCGAAGCCGACGGGGGGACCUGGUGGUGGUGGUGGUGGCGGGGGACCUCAGACAACACAGCCCGCCCAGAUUAAAGCUUCCAGCACAGUCAACAAUGGCAACUCCCUGCCUGUGCCCACAGCAAACACGGUCAUCAAACCUGGGGAUGACUGGAAAAAGAAUUUAAAGCUUCCCCCAAAGGACAUGCGCAUGAAAACUUCUGAUGUAACUGCUACCAAAGGGAAUGAAUUUGAAGAUUACUGCCUGAAGCGGGAGUUGUUAAUGGGCAUAUUUGAAAUGGGCUGGGAAAAACCAUCACCUAUCCAGGAGGAGAGCAUUCCCAUUGCUUUGUCUGGCAGGGACAUUCUGGCUAGAGCCAAGAAUGGCACAGGAAAGAGUGGUGCCUACCUCAUUCCCUUACUUGAACGUAUUGAUCUGAAGAAAGACUGCAUACAAGCACUGGUCAUUGUCCCCACCAGGGAACUGGCUCUGCAGGUGAGCCAGAUCUGCAUCCAGGUCAGCAAACACAUGGGUGGGGUUAAGGUCAUGGCAACCACAGGUGGAACCAACCUCCGUGAUGAUAUUAUGCGGCUUGAUGAGACCGUGCACGUUGUUAUCGCCACUCCUGGAAGAGUGUUGGAUCUCAUCAAAAAAGGAGUAGCCAAAGUUGGCCAGGUGCAGAUGAUCGUGUUGGACGAAGCAGACAAGCUCCUGUCUCAGGACUUCGUGCAGAUGAUGGAGGAAAUUCUGAGCUUCUUGCCCAAGCAAAGGCAAAUUCUGCUGUAUUCUGCAACUUUCCCACUAAGUGUACAAAAGUUCAUGAAUGCCCAUCUGCAGAAGCCUUAUGAGAUAAACCUUAUGGAGGAGCUGACCCUGAAGGGUGUGACCCAAUAUUACGCAUACGUGACUGAAAGGCAGAAAGUCCAUUGCCUUAAUACUCUUUUCUCUAGGCUCCAGAUCAAUCAGUCUAUAAUCUUCUGCAACUCGUCCCAGCGAGUGGAACUCCUGGCCAAGAAAAUCUCCCAGCUGGGUUAUUCCUGUUUCUACAUUCAUGCCAAGAUGAGACAGGAACACAGGAACCGUGUGUUCCAUGAUUUCAGAAAUGGUUUGUGCCGAAAUCUUGUCUGCACAGAUUUGUUUACGAGAGGGAUUGACAUUCAGGCUGUGAAUGUGGUGAUCAACUUUGAUUUUCCCAAACUUGGGGAGACGUAUCUUCAUCGUAUUGGCAGAUCUGGUCGUUUUGGGCACCUGGGUCUGGCUAUUAACCUGAUCACCUAUGAUGACCGCUUUAACCUGAAAGGCAUUGAAGAGCAGCUGGGCACAGAGAUCAAGCCCAUUCCUAGCAGCAUCGAUAAGAGUCUGUAUGUGGCAGAGUAUCACAGUGAGAGCGCUGAGGAGGUCAAACUGUGAGCAAGAGAGAUCACCAAGCCCCCAGCCACUACCCCCUUACUCUUUCUUUUUAUUUCUCUACAUUUUUGUCCCUUCUCUUUAUUUUUUUUUUGUCUUCCUUUUUUGUGCCACCAUGAGGAAUUUCUUUGAAACAGGACAAUAACGGAGGAAAAAUGUCAUGGCCCUUAAAAGGACUGCUGCGUCAUUUAACAUUCUGAAGAUUCUAAAGCACUUGAGAGAGAAGGGUAGAAGAGGAUGAUGGAAGCUAAUUAUCCUAUUUAUUAAUUGAGAAAAUGCGACUACUUUUCACCUACCUGAACAUCACCCACUGGCCCUCAGACCCAGCUUUUUCCAUCCAGCACCUCUUUAUUUUCAUGUUAUUUGGUUAUUUGUAUGAAGUGCCUUAACAAGCAGUCGAACUUUGUUCAAAGUAAUAAUGUUUUUCCCAGAUCUUGCCCUUCUCAUGUCACCUGCUGUUACCCUUUAUUUACUUUUAAUUUCUACUUGGUUUUCAGAAGCAAUCAUUACACAUCCCCUGGUGCUUUUUGGAAUUUUUUUUUUUGUUUUUUUUUUUAUUGUUUGUUUUGGAGGAAUAGACCAAGUAGAUUUUGUGGAGGGAAAGGGCUGCCUCCAUAAUGUAUGGAAGGUGUGCAAAAGCGGCCUUUCCUCUCAAUCUGGGUAUUGAUUAUGAUUUUGGUGAUGAAAGCGGGACUUGAUGUUUUCUCAGCAUUUUUCAUGUACCCCUAAAAUGGCUCAAGUGGCGUUCUCAUUUGUUGUCAUGGAACAUGUGCUUCUUAGAGACUGACUCUCUCCCUUUUUCUUCAGUGCUCCAAAACGACAAGAGACUUGCUCAGAGACUCCAGCCAGCCUUUUCCUCCUGCUGUGAUUCCUCUGCCUGAUCAAUGUGGAAAUAUUGGAACUUUUUUUCCCCCCCUCCUUCCCAUUAUUGUUCCAUUGCAGUUCUCAUUCGUUUUGGGUGGCUACACAUUGUCGUAGAUGUGCCAUUGAAAUCAAUUUUGGCACAAUGUAAACUUUGUAAAUACUUUCAUUUCAUUUUUAAUGGAUCUUUUAUAAAACAAGCUAAAAGGCUGGAGGGUUAUGUAAGAAACAUCAAAGAUGCAGGAUUCUGUCAGCACUGGAUGGCAUCUCCUUCCUUUUCCUGCUUCUGUCAAGCUGUCACCUUUUCGGUGAUUUAAAAAAAGGCUUAAAACUUGAAGUGAUGUCAGAUCUUUUGUUUAUAAAAAAUUGGACUCCAGAUUUAUUUAUUUUUUUGAAGCAUUGGCCAGGUUUAUUUACUGUGCACAAAAUGUCCCGAACAGUUCAAAGCAUUUUUAGUUAAACCUCUACCAGUGGUGUUAUGGGCACCUCAUCUUGAUGUUAGUAGCUUAACUAGAUUAUCUGCUCUCCAGCCUUUGCUUGUUCCACUGACUUACAAAGCACUCGUUGGGUCCCUGUUCAUGGUGACUCGCAUAUGAGAGAAAAUAUUUGCAUCAUGUAGUAAUGCUUGUUGCUGCAGUGCAGCUUUAAUUGGCAAUCUAUGGGGUGGGUGGGGUCAGCUUGCUAAUGGUAUAUGAUACUGUUACACUGAUCAUUGUUCACUGCCAUUGGCACUGGUACAUGAUGCUUUCAGAUGGAGAAAAAAGAUGUGCUUUGGGGGGGGAGGGGGGAGUCUGCCAUUCAGAAGUCAGAACAAAUGCAGACAGUCCAAAAAAUGGGAAUUGACAAAUGUAGCUCUCAAGGAAACAGGUCUUGUGUUCUGUUUUUUUCUGUUUUUUUUUUUUUUUUUAAUCCAAUUUUCUCAAAAACUACAGAGCUAAAAAAAGAAACCUUUACCUAUCUGUCCUGCACUAAAGUUGCAACUUGUGUUUGGGGACUGGGCAAUAAGACUGACUGCACAAUAGCCCGCUAGGGGCUGAAGUGUUCAGAGGUGUUUGGGGUGCGGGAGUGUUCUGAAAAUGGGAGAACAUAAUGGGUGCUUAUAACCAAAUGUUUGUUCAUUUUCUGUAUUGAGAGGUUUUAAUGACCCUCCUUUAACACUAAAGGAAUUCUAGGUAAACAGCAUUUUUGUGGUUUGUUUAGGAGACCUGAAUUUGAGUUCCCAUUUGAAGACUAAGGGAAUUUGCAGGGUUGGGGUUCUUGCUGGGUUGGGAAUGGGAAUGGGAAUAACUGGUAUUUGUAUCCCAAUUGUCACUGACUACUGACAUCAAGUUGCAGUUGUCUGCAUGACAGUCGUUGGGAAUUCCCCGUGAAUAAGUAAUCAAAAAUGAGACGUGUGUUUUGGUGGAUCAACUUUGGCUACUAUGGGAUGUUGCAAAAGGGUGUGUCGGGUUACCAAAACAGGCUUAAUUGGCUAAGUACAUUUGCAAAACAAGGUUGGUGAUGUGUUUUGGAAAAUUGCAGCACCCUAUAGUGGCAUGGUUUGAAUCCAGACUUUUAUUCUCUACUCUACAGCGGCCUGAUAUGCACGCAGAUAGCGUAUUAUUAAAAUUGACCAUAUGCUCUUAUUUUUGGGGAGGGAGAAGAAAAAAAAACAAAUACACUAUCUGUGUGGCUUUAGGUGAGAGAAUGGAAGUCAUGCAAGGUUUUGGCAGCUGCCUUGCAAUUUUUACUUUUGGGUAACUAUUUGCCCUGGAGAACACAGCAUAUCCCACAGGUGUUGGAAUGCAUGGUCACCUGUCUGGACUGCUGUGUGUUGGCGGGAUGUGCUGUGGACUUCAAGAUUUUCUCUGAAGAUUGAGCUGGGGUGCGUCUCACCAUAUCUAUUGGAAUCAUUAAAACUGUUCAUCCAAAAAUCUCAAGCUCAAUUUUCAGUUUUUUUUUUUUUUUUUUUUUUUUGGUUUGGGUGGGUUGGGAUAGGGAUUGCUGCCCUGAUGCAUCUUUACUUUUGUUCUAGCACAGGGAUGAGUGUGUACUUGAGGACUGUGAUGGUAACACCUUUGGUGUCUUUCAGUAACCGGAUUUCAUCUGACAAACUACCAUAUACAGUGGAUUGGGUUUAAUAAAACUGAAUUAGUUGGGAUAGAGCAAGGGAAACUGCUCCAGUCCUCCAGUCUGCUGAUCCUUGGUUACUGUCUGACUGUAAAGAAUGUAAAACAAAAGUAAAGAUGAAUUGGCUGGAUGGGUUGGGAGGGAUGGUUUAAUUGGGAAAACAAGCAAAAUUGUGAAGCCACAAAUUGGAGUAACAGGGGUUGGAAAGUUUGUUGUAAAAAUGCCCUGAAUAUUUUUCUUUUCUACUAUUUAAUGAAUUAAGUCUAAUUGACAACCAAAUACUUUUUUUUUUUUUUCUUUGUUUGUUUUUUUUUUGUUUGUUUGUUUUUUUUAAAUUGGCAAUUUUGUCAGUGAUGCUUGUUACAAAUUAAAAUGGAAUCUGCUUAAUUGGAAACUUUGUUUGAAUAAAGCUCACUGAAAUUCA
Molecule: messenger RNA, 5369 nt
Organism: Pangasianodon hypophthalmus (striped catfish)
Lineage: Eukaryota; Metazoa; Chordata; Actinopteri; Siluriformes; Pangasiidae
Gene: ddx6
Product: DEAD (Asp-Glu-Ala-Asp) box helicase 6
Exons: 14
Coding region: 518-1978 (486 amino acids)
Biological process (GO): P-body assembly; cytoplasmic stress granule assembly
Cellular component (GO): cytoplasmic stress granule; P-body
Molecular function (GO): mRNA binding; RNA helicase activity; ATP binding
Source: RefSeq, a predicted model, not a curated record